Molecule: messenger RNA, 1297 nt
Organism: Hydra vulgaris (swiftwater hydra)
Lineage: Eukaryota; Metazoa; Cnidaria; Hydrozoa; Anthoathecata; Hydridae
Molecular function (GO): protein binding
Source: RefSeq, a predicted model, not a curated record
CUUCUUUUUUCUUUGGUGUUCGGAAUCGUAAGCUAGACGACAUAGCAAUAAAAAAUCUUAAAUGUGUGAUCAAACAAUUAGCGAAAAAAUUCAUCAUUCUUAUUCAAAAGAUAAAGAUUCGCUUUUUGAUGUUAAAAAAAAUGAUAUAUUUGGAUCAUUAAUUGACGUGGGUACUGAGAUUUACGUAAAGGUUAAUAAAGUUCCGGGUGUCAGCAUGGGAUUGACUAUUUUAAAUCAGCAACAUAUUACUCCAAACUGGCCUAUAAUUUUAAACAUUGACGAAAAAUCACCGGCGUCGUUAGCUCAACCUUGUUUGAAUAUAGGUGAUCGGAUUAAAGAAAUAGACGGAAUACCGACAUGUCAACUUAAUCAUUCUGAAGUUAUAGCUCUUUUUUAUAAGGCGUCUGAUGAAAUUACAAUGACAGUUUGUCGAGUAAUAAAAACAAAUGAUAAAUCAUUUUAUUGGUAUAGGUAUCCUUUUUUGUGUGUAAGUACACGUUAUGAAAACGUAGUAUUAAAAAACCCACGUUAUUGCCAAGGAGUAUUAAAUGAUGGAAAUUCAUCAGCUUUGGAUUUAACCACGUUUAAGCCAUACAAAGAAAACAACAAAACUAGUAAAACGAGUCCCCAGUCUCCUCGUCGAUCAACAUCUAUGUAUUCCAUAUACUGCUCAAAUCAAUUUGAAGAAUCAAAAAAGCAUACAACUAAUGGAAUGGAAAAGAGUUUACCUAAACCUCUUUUUCAAAACCGUGUACGUUUUUGUAAUUGGAUUAAUUUUCCCGCACAAAAAGGAAAACCAGUUAAUAAAACCGGUUUCUUAGCAGAUAAUAAAUCUAAAAGUUCCGACUUGAUGCACACAAUAUCUGGUAAUUGUAUUCAGGAAAAUGUAUAUUACUUUGGAUCUAAAACGUUUAAGAGAUCAGUAUCUUCUGAUGAAGUUUUGGAAGAUAGUAGACUCCACUAUAUAUAUUGAAUAAAUUAGAUUAUUUGUGAAACAGACAUCACAGAUCAGAUCAAGAGAUCAGAUCAACACAUCAAAUCAACAGAUCAGAUCAACUGAUCAUUGUCAUCACAGAUCAACAGACAUCACAUAUCAUUGAAAUUACAGAUUAACAGAUAUUACAGAUAACCACAUCAAAGAUCAACAGGAACUAAUUAGAUUUUUUACUUCAGAUUUAAAAAUAGUUUCAAUUAAUUUAUUUAUUUUUUAAUAUAAAAGCUUUAGUGUUUAGUUUAUUUUAUUUUAAAGAUUAUAAUUCUGUGUAUUUAUAAAAAGUAUAUUGUGUUAAGAUGUAUU